Cyprinodon variegatus (sheepshead minnow) is the source of this 6084-nucleotide messenger RNA. It is a transcript of the gene gpr153, whose product is annotated as G protein-coupled receptor 153. The transcript has 6 exons. Gene Ontology annotation, molecular function: G protein-coupled receptor activity. Gene Ontology annotation, biological process: G protein-coupled receptor signaling pathway. The coding region runs from base 693 to 2726 and encodes 677 amino acids. NCBI's taxonomy places the organism in Eukaryota, Metazoa, Chordata, Actinopteri, Cyprinodontiformes, Cyprinodontidae. The record is from RefSeq and is a predicted model, not a curated record. Gene Ontology annotation, cellular component: membrane.
CCUCGCUUGCGUCGCAGGGUAAAGGAGAAAUUUAGUCUUUUAUUCUCCAAUUAUCCCAUCGGCGCCCGCUUCUUCUCCUCUCAGCGCAUUUUUUUUUUUAAACAAAUAGAAACCGGCAUUUUUCUUUGAGUAAACAAACCAAACGCUCAAUGAUCUUUUAUCUCUUUCCACCCUUGAAUGAAACAAAAAGAGGUGCAAGACGAGGAGUAAACUGCUCCAGCUGCGGUGCUGUGGUGUGUUUCUUUUAUCUUUGUAGGUCAUUCCCUUAACUUGAUGCUGUUGACGCUCCCUUCACUGUUUACAGCUUGAGGAUUUAAAUGCGGGGAAUCAACUUAAACUUGAACUGACUGAAAUGGGCAACCGCCUUUCAUUCUCGGGCAAAAAGAUAGAAUAAUGAACCGCUAGGAAUCUGAGCAUCCUGUGAAAAAAAAAAAGGUCUAUGCAUUUAAAAGAACUGGCUCAGCUCUGCCAACCCUCACCUUUUACAUCCCACUGUGUCGCUCCACUACCACCAUAUUUACCUGCUGUACUCAACCCAUGGAGAGUACAAGCCCACCCAGAUAGGAUGCCUGCCUUGCCCCACACGUUGCGUCCCCUCCUGCCCGGCGUCACCACCUCCUUCUCCUUGCGUGUACCUCAACUCUCCGACGGCUCCUCCCGGCCCUCCAGGCUGAGCCCUGCCCCAUACCAACAUGGUGGAUGAGAUGACCACCAUGAAGGAUGACGUCAUCAAUGCCAACACGCUGGCUUGGCUGGUCUGCUCGGGCGUGUCCAUCCUGGCCAACACUUGGAGCAUCCUUAGUGUUAGUGCAAAGCAGAAAAAGUGGAAACCGCUGGAGUUUCUUAUCUGCACCCUAGCAGGGACACACAUUCUCAACAUGGCUAUCCCCAUUACCAUGUACUGUGUUAUAACACUGCGGCGACAGCACUCCAACUACGAGUGGAAUGAGGGUCUCUGCAAAGUGUUUGUCUCCACAUUUUACACUUUAACAUUGGUCACCUGCUUCUCCGUCACCUCGCUCUCCUAUCACCGUAUGUGGAUGGUGCGCUGGCCUGUGAACUACAGGUUAAGUAACACCAAGAAGCAAGCGGUUCACACAGUGAUGGGCAUCUGGAUGGUGUCCUUUAUCCUGUCCACCCUUCCAGCAGUGGGCUGGCAUGACACCAUCGAUCGUUUCUACACCUCUGACUGCAGAUUUAUUGUGACAGAGAUCGGCCUGGGCUUCGGCGUGUGCUUCCUGCUGCUGAUCGGCGGUAGUGUGGCCAUGGGUGUGAUCUGCAUCGGCAUUGCUCUCUUCCAGACCUUCUCCAUUCAGGCAGGCCAUAACGCUGAUAAGAACAAGUUCAACGUCCCAACCAUUGUGGUGGAGGAUGCUCAGGGGAAGCGCAGAUCAUCCAUUGAUGGAUCAGAGCCUCUCAAGACUUCGCUGCAGAUCACUUACCUGAUCAGUGGCAUUGUUUUCAUCUACGAUUUCUUGACUGGCUUUCCUAUACUGGUGGUGAGCUUUGCCAGUCUAAAGUUUGACCGCUCCUACAACUGGAUGGUGCUGUGUGUGCUGUGGUGCUCCAUUGCUCAGUCCAUUCUGCUGCCCAUGUUUCUUUGGGCUUGUGACCGUUAUCGGGCCGACAUUCAUAUGGUGUGGGAGAAAUGUGUCGCUAUCAUGUCCAAUGAUGAAGUGGAUGAGGAAAACAGCCAAGAUGGAGGAAUUCAUGCCGACUUAAUAUAUGACAGACCAUAUGACUAUAGCUCGGCGCCUGAAAUCGUGACGAUAGACCGUAAUGCCAAGUUUGAGUUCUCAACCUUAGAAAGGGGGGUUCUGCAAGGGUAUCCAUUGAGGGAACAACAGGAAGAUAAAAUGCAGUAUUUGCAGGUGCCCCCUACAAGAAGAUACUCCCACGACGAAACAGACAUGUGGAUCAGCGACCAGAUCCCCUCAUACCUGCACCGAUGGGGCUCCACAGAGGACGUGAUAGUGACUGCCCACUACAGCUCCACCUUGCCGCGCCGCGAGAGGCGCAGGAGCAGCCUGGUGUCCUACCACGAGGAGAGCCACUAUCAUCACCACCCUCACCGCAAGCGGCGGCGAUCUGAGGACAGCAUGCAUUCCCUCAAGCACUUGCCCCGCAUCGUGUGCGGUGGGGAGCGCUAUGAGGACGAACUUCGGUGCUUCAGCCGAGACGAGGUGAUUAACUUUAUAGACGAGACUCCUGUGCCAAGCCCCAGGAAGAGCCCACGCCGUACCUCCACCAUCUCCCUCAUCCCCCUCAUCCCCAACGUGUACGAACAGAACGCCGUCAUUCUUCCCCACUUUCCACUUACAGACUUUGAGCGAGAGCCACAGGUGCUCAGGAGAACUUCUGAACACAAACGGCUCGGCAGCAGGGGCAGCUCACCAGAGGGCUCCCCGAAACCGGAGAGGUCUCCCGGUAAGACGAGCCAUGGGGCUUGUGGCUCAGGGAAAGGCUGCAGUAAAAAUCUUCGUGAUGGGAGACAACAAGAAGGAGGGGGUUCACCUGGUCAUAGGGAGAGGACUGCGGGGCAUUCGAGCAGCAGGCCCAGGACAGGUGGAGGUGUCCAACCCAAAGCUGGAGCUGACUGGGUGAAACAGAAGCACCUCAGCAAUGCUGAGAAUAAAGCCAGCAUAAACAGUUUUGUAAGCAAACCCUCAGCAUCAUCCUCGGGAUACAUCACAUUUCACUCUGAUUCUGUUGGCUCCUCCACCUGAAAGCAAACAUCUACAUUGAUAUAAAUACUAGGAUCAAAUAUUUAAUUAAAAAACUUUCUGGUUUAAGAAAGGUUUCAUGCUGAAACAUAUCAGCCUUUUUAUUUGUACAAGUAUUCAAUUUUAUUACCUACCAGAGAUAAACAUUUGCUAUCCUAAAUGGCCUUAGGAGCUUUGGACCUGUUUUUUUUUUGACUGGGCCUUGUUUUCUUGUGUGGGCCGGUGACAAUAUAAGUCAACCCAGCUAUUUGUCUGUCACAACGCAAAAUCUCCACUGAGGAACACUUUUCUGCCAGUACUUACUCAAAUAAACUGUUUUUAAUCUGUGUGAUCAUUCCCAAACCUUUGUUUUUGUUGUUUGGUUCUUAUAGGAGGGUGAAAUAUUUCCAUGUGCAUUGACAAGGAUGUUUUAGGAAUUCUUUUGUUUUCAUUUAUACCUUGAGCUUGAGUUUUAUUUGGCCUGUAACAACCCUUGUGUUUUUGUUGUGUGGUAUGGACACAGACUUUCUUAAAUACAACAUAUUUUAUUUUAGCUUUGCUUGAUUGCUGAAAUAUUUAUUUUUAUUGUUUGUUUUGUUUUUUGUUAUCAUAACAUGAAACUUUUUAGCAAACAUUUUUCCCAUAAAAUGGAAAAUGUGUUUAUUUUUUCUCCCACACUAUUGAUUGCCCAGUAAUGGUUUCUCUCAACUACUAAGAAAAUAAAGACCCUUCCUUUAUAUAUAAAAAAAUAUUUUUAAAAAUAGAAUCCAGAUGUAUAUAUAUGAAAUAAUUGGACAUUUAUGUUUUUAGAAAUUUCUGUUUACGUAUCACAUUUACUCUCUAAGGCUGACCUUACUUGACUUUGAUGAUAAUGAGGCACAAAUGUAGCUCAUUACAUAACAAACAGCUUUUAAGACAAAUAUGCAAAUUGUGAUUUUUACUCCCCUGUUGGUCCUCAAAACCCUUAACCUCACACUUGCUGUGAUUCAGAUGUACAUUGAAAUUAGUAAACGCUUUUAAAUUAACAAACUAAAACACACUAAUUGGAAAGCGAUAAUUUGAACUAAACUUUACACCAUUAAAAAAUACAUUAGAAUAUCAAUAGACCUAGUCUGGAGGGUUUUCUCCAUCCGAUGUGCUGUUUGAUGAAUUUAUCUGUUUGAACUUCACAACAAAACAGUGAACAUUAAAGUGGAGUAUAACCCUACUGUGUGCCUUAUAAAUGUUGAUAUCAUCCUGGAGAUUUCUCCCAUUUGAUCUUGUUUUAACCACACAACUCAGUCUAUUAUAUUGUUUUAUAUUAGAGCAAUUCAAAGGUCAUACUUAGUAAGUGGAAAGGAAAUAAAAUUUACAUUUGUAUAUUUCAUGUCCCUGUUUCCAUAUUAUGUGGAGUAGCAUUUUUUUUUUUUUUGACAAAAAUAAAUCUUCUCCCACUCUUUGAUCAAGCUAAGUUAAAUUGGACAGGUAAGCAUAAAUGAAGUGUCUUUCCAAAUCCUUGUUGGAUCGAAUGCUUUGUUGCUCUGACUAUAUGUUUAGCGUCACUAAGCUUCUUGAAGAUGUGCAUCCCACCCCACUCCAAAGUAUUUCUCAGUCUCUUAAGAUCUUAUUCCGGGCUCCCUUUGAUUUGGCACCAUUCAGGUUUCCAUCUAUUCAGACCAGUUUCUCUGGCUUUGAGCUAGAACAUUCCCACUGCAGAUGCUGCCAACAUACUGUUUUACUGUGGUGGUGUGUUCAGGGUUAUAAGCUGCGUUAAUUUUCUAACAACAACAAACAAACUAAUUUGAUCCCAUCUAACCAGAGCACCUUCUUCUGUGUGUUUUCUACAUCCAGAAAAAAAGACCUAUUUUACCUUUUUUUUAAACAGCUGUGUUGUUCUUGUCACUCUGCUAUCUUUUUCUAUUGGCACUUGGUCAGACAAGAUUUUUUUUCCUAUGGAAUCAGAGUAAAACCAACUGGAAAACGGCUGAUAUUUAGCUGCUUUUCAUUACACAACACAUUGAAAAAGAAAAAAAGCAAAUCUAUCUCCUUCCACUUAACAUUUAUGCCCUUCUUUGUGUUGUUCUGGCUCACAAACUUACCUAAAUAACAAACAAACACACACAUCUGUGGUUCUAACACAUCAAAGGAUGAAAUAGGAGAAAUUAUUUUACAAGGCAAUUUAAGGCCUGCAUUUAAUUUAUUAUAAAUUCAAAUUUUUAUUGUGGUUUACUUUUGCUGAAUUGCAAAAAUAUUUAAAGACGUUUUAUCACAUUAGCACCCUCACUGAAAACUGACCAUGUGCAGCUUCCCAGUUAAAUCCACAAGCAAAAUGUAAGUCUCUUCCAAAGUUAUAAUUAUAGGAAUAAUUAUGAAGGAUACUGACAGUAAAUAGAGGACGCAGUUGGGAGCAUUGAGUGCUUGUGGAUAGUAUUUGUGAAUGUGAAUGUAUUUUCACUAAUAAAUUUCAGCUUUUUUAAAAGGCAUGAGAAAAAACUGAAAUGGUUCCCCGUCACUCCUUUAUUUGUUAAGAAAUAGUUUUUUCCCCAUCUACGUUCAAAAGUAAAAAGGUAGCAUUUACUGGGCAUUUAUGCUUUGAGUCAUAGAGCCUUCUUUUAGCUGUUUCAUUCAAAUUUUAUGUGUUCCUGGUUUUCCUAAAAAUGUCAGAAUAUUUGGUUAAAAUGUUUUGCUUAAUUUUUUUUUUUUUAAGCAAAUCACCUCGCACAAAUGUUGCUAUGCUAUAGCUAUAUAUAUUUUUUAUUUUGUUGUAUUUGAAAUAUUUUUGUGACAUAUUCAAAAGUUCAUUACUCAAAUAUGAAUGACGUUAAAUGUUAAAUGAGUUUUUCUGUUAAGCUAAAGACUUUGUUAACAUGAUAUGAUUAAACUCACGUAAAAAGAAGAAAAUGUGUUCAAAAUCUUUCUGGUGUUUUUUUCAUUUAGUAUAGUUGGAAAAUGUAAGUCUAAUGAGCUAGGUAUAGGAAAUGUUUUCCCAAUGCUGGAAAUAAUAAGUUUUUUUGCUAUAUCUGCUCUUUCAGUGAAAAAAAGCUAAUCUGGUCAGGAAGCAGGCUGAAAUACCCCCAUAUACAUGAAAACAAUCUUUUCAUACAGUAAAGAGAGAACUGUAAAACCAUAAGAAUGUUUACAGUUUGGAAGGAGGUCUUUACUUUAUACUUUUCUCUUUUCAACAUUAAACUAUCUGCUCAUGUUGCAUGAAAGCUUUUUUCUCCUUUUAAUUUGACCCAAGAAUAUCUGUGGAUUGGUGGUUAAGUCUAUAAUUUUCCACAGCUCCGCAACAAGCCCAAAUUAUGCUAUAUCCAACACCAUGCUCGGUAGUUUGUACGAGAGGUUUGUUUUUCAUAAACAGUUUGUAUUUUAUGAAAUGUUAUGCUGUGAACUACCCAGUCUA